Ruditapes philippinarum (Manila clam) is the source of this 1653-nucleotide messenger RNA. RefSeq lists its product as uncharacterized. The transcript has a single exon. The record is from RefSeq and is a predicted model, not a curated record. Lineage: Eukaryota; Metazoa; Mollusca; Bivalvia; Venerida; Veneridae. The coding region runs from base 1 to 1653 and encodes 550 amino acids.
AUGUGGAAUACUGAUUUCAACGACAGAUUGAACGAGAAAACUUCUAUGUCCUUAGAAGACAAAAGUGCAAUGAAAAUAAUGGAAUCUUCUCUUAUUCAUAAAGACGGACACUACAUGAUGGGGUUACCAUGGAAAAACGAAAACGGACAAUUGCCUAACAACAUUCCACUCGCUCAAGUGCGUCUCCAACAACUGAAAAACAAACUGUCACGUGACCCAGGAUUACAGAAAAUGUACACAACUACCAUGAAUGAAUAUAUAGAGAAAGGUUUUGCGACUGAAUUACCGGAAUUGGAGGACGAAAACUAUCACAAACGUAUCUGGUAUUUACCACAUCAUCCAGUUACUAAUGUAAACAAACCAGGGAAAGUUCGCAUUGUGUUUGAUUGCGCUGCGAAGUAUAAAGGCGUUUCAUUGAAUAGCCAACUGCUCCAAGGACCUGACCUAAUGAACAGUCUUAUGGGCGUAGUAAUUCGUUUUAGGAAAGAGAAAAUAGCCCUUGCCGCGGAUAUAGAAUCCAUGUUUCAUCAAGUGCGCGUUACGGAUGAAGAUCGCAAUGUUUUACGUUUUCUAUGGUGGCCUGGUGGGGACUUAAAUAAGAAACCAAAGUGUUACCGCAUGAAUGUACACUUGUUUGGAGCGACAUCAUCACCAAGUUGUGCGGCGUAUGCCUUAAAGAGAACUGCAGUUGACAAUGCCGAAAUAUUUGAACCGGAAGUGGUUACUACAGUCCAGAGAAAUUUUUAUGUUGACGACUGUUUGAAGUCUGUGGAAUCAGAACAAAAGGCAAUAAAGUUAGCAACUGAUCUUCAGUCAAUUAUGAAGUUAGGCGGAUUUCGACUAACUAAAUGGCUAAGUAACAGCAGAGAAGUUUUGAAUGCUAUCCCAGAAUCCGAACGCGCGCCUUCUGUUGUAAAUUUGAGUCUCGAUGAUGCCUUACCUUGUGACCGCGCCUUAGGAGUACUUUGGAAUGUAAAUGAAGAUAAAAUUUGUUUUAAAGUAAAAUUGGAAAAGAAGCCUUUCACGAGACGUGGAAUUCUUUCCGUCGUAAGUUCUAUAUACGACCCACUUGGACUUGUGUCACCUGUUACACUCCAGGCCAAGGGUAUAGUUCAAAGUUUGUGCAGAUUGAAGAUUGGCUGGGACGACCAGAUACCACAAAACAUCAGUAAUGAAUGGCAAACUUGGUUAUCUACCUUAUCUAGCUUAGAAAAGCUAUCUGUGAAUCGCUGGUACAGACCACAGGGAUUUGGGACCGUCAGAAAUACCCAGUUACAUAUAUUCAGUGAUGGCUCGGAACGAGGCUAUGGUGCAUGUGCUUACUUGCGUUUUGUUGAUGUACAUGACAACGUACAUUGUUCCCUGGUGAUAGGAAAGUCUCAUCUAGCACCAAUAAAGCAGAUGUCUAUUCCACGACUGGAGUUAUCUGGCGCUGUAGUAGGGUGUAGAUUAUUUGCAAUGUUAUCUGAAGAAUUAGAUAUGAAUUUUGACCAAGUUACCUUUUGGACAGACUCCAUGAUUGUUCUUGGAUAUAUAAAUAACGUGUCCAAGCGGUUCAAGACGUUUGUUGGGAAUAGACUCAGCAUAAUUCAUGAAACAACUUCCCAGACCAGUGGCGCCAUGUGCACACAAGUUCGAAUCCCGCAGACAUAG